AGAGGUUUUAACUCUAAGAGCCAAUAGUUACAGCAUUUGACUGGUCAUGAAGUUAUUGAGGAAAAAUACAGGUCAAACUUUAGUUCUGCCAGCAGGAAGAAGUUGUUUACAAUCUGUGAUAGCACCCUUAUGGAUGUAGUGGAGCUUCAAAAAUAUUAGACUAUGUGAUCUUAGCUUACCUCUCCCAGGUAUAUAAGGUAUUACUGUGUAUCCGGGGAAGAUUGUUCUCUAAAUCGAGAGACCCGUGAAGUAUAGAAUCGAUAAUGUUUCCUCAAGUUCAUCUACUGGUUAAAUAAAUCAGCACAGUACAUGUGGGGAGUGUACUUAAAUUUUUUUUCUUAAAAACUUGAGGUAAAAGCUAACAAUUCUUUGGAGACUAUUUUCAAAGACAUCUGCCUAAAAUACUUUCUUCUACACAUAAUAUUAACGGGAACAUCUAUAGUAGUGUGUAAAAGCUUUCACAAUGAAAUCCGAAGCCAAGGAUGGGGAAGAGGAGAGUCUACAAACUGCUUUCAAGAAAUUAAGAGUAGAUGCAUCAGGGUCCAUAGUGUCUCUGUCUGUGGGAGAAGGCACCAGCGUCAGAGCAUCGGUCAGAACAGCAGCAGAUGAUAGCAAGCCUAAAACUGCGUGUGCAUCUAAAGACAGUUGGCAUGGGUCUACAAGAAAGUCUUCCCGAGGAGCAGUAAGAACCCAGCGCCGUCGACGUUCUAAGUCUCCUGUCCUUCAUCCUCCAAAGUUUAUACAUUGCAGUACAAUAGCUUCUUCUUCCAGCAACCAGCUCAAGCACAAAAGCCAGACUGACUCCCCUGAUGGCAGCAGUGGGCUGGGAAUUUCAACCCCUAAAGAGUUCCAUGCAGGAGAAUGCUCUGCUUCUCUCGAUACUAAUCACACAGGGGCGGUUGUUGAGCCUUUGCGAACUUCGGUUCCGAGGCUUCCAUCAGAGAGUAAGAAGGAAGACUCCCCUGAUGCUACCCAAGCCUCCCAAGCAAGUCUCAAGGCCAAUGAUCUCUCUGACUUUCAAUCCGUUUCCCAGCUAAACCAGGGCAAGCCAUGUGCAUGCAUAGGCAAGGAGUGCCAAUGUAAGAGAUGGCACGAUAUGGAAGUGUAUUCCUUUUCAGGCCUGCAGAACGUGCCUCCAUUGGCCCCAGAGCGAAGAUCCACGCUUGAGGACUACUCUCAGUCGCUCCAUACGAGAAUUCUGUCUGGCUCCCCUCGCUCCUGUUCUGAGCAAGCGCGAGUCUAUGUGGAUGAUGUGACCAUUGAGGACCUGUCAGGCUACAUGGAAUAUUAUUUGUAUAUUCCCAAGAAAAUGUCCCACAUGGCAGAAAUGAUGUACACCUGAUAGCAGGAAGCUAACUAAUAUGCUUUAAACCAAUGAAGGGUUGUCAGAGAGAUGUAGUUAAUAAUGGCAGACCUGCGGCCACUUUGCGUGAGAAGACAUCUCCUCCUGCUCACUGUGCUUGCAAUAAAAACUUUUCUUGGCAUCUCAGUUAAUCUCCAUUCUUUAAACUUACUCUCUGAGUUCUUAUAUACCCAUCAAGGCAAGCAGAUCAAAGAGAAGUCCCUCUCAUUUACUAAUGUUUCGAGGGGUGAAGAAACGAUAAACUUGUUGACUGGUAGCAGUGGGUAUUUGGUAAAGCCUUUGUAAAAACAGUGCAUUUUUCAGAUGUGCUUAAGAUUUGGUGGCCAAGGAAAAUGCAAUGUGGUUUUGUGACUGGACUGAACAUUUGUCAUGCUGUAGUGGCCAGCCCAGAAUAUUAGAAGUGACAUGACUGAUUUAAGCCAUCUCUGAUUUAACGCAAGAUUUAUUGUGUCUUUAAAGGUUUCUUACGUUAUUGUUAAGCCAGAGAUCUAAGGUUUAGAUUCAAUAUGAAUAAAAACUAGCUGGCCUGCC
Talpa occidentalis (Iberian mole) is the source of this 1894-nucleotide messenger RNA. It is a transcript of the gene OSER1, whose product is annotated as oxidative stress responsive serine rich 1. The record is from RefSeq and is a predicted model, not a curated record. Gene Ontology annotation, biological process: cellular response to hydrogen peroxide. NCBI's taxonomy places the organism in Eukaryota, Metazoa, Chordata, Mammalia, Eulipotyphla, Talpidae. The transcript is spliced from 4 exons. The coding region runs from base 464 to 1342 and encodes 292 amino acids.